Messenger RNA from Suillus fuscotomentosus, 659 nucleotides. RefSeq lists its product as uncharacterized. The record is from RefSeq and is a predicted model, not a curated record. The transcript has a single exon. The coding region runs from base 97 to 429 and encodes 110 amino acids. Lineage: Eukaryota; Fungi; Basidiomycota; Agaricomycetes; Boletales; Suillaceae.
ACCGGCUCGACCACUGUAAAUGCGUCACAUUAUGGUAGAAUCGCUUUCUCGAGUAGUGAACCUCAUUGCAUCCCACCCUCAUAUUCCCCGCACACGAUGACGCGACUAACGUAUAUCAUUACUGCGAUCCUCGUACAUACCACUCACAUUACCUUUCUGUCGUUAUUCCACGGGAUUUCUCUACUCUAUUUUGGACUAGUUGGUCAUAAUACUCACAAAGCGCUCUCCUACAUUGCAGAUAGAUGCGUCAUUCACUGCAUACACAUUGGUUUUCUCAUACCGGUCGUUGGUGUUGACAUACUUUCAUGCGAUGCUAUCGUUAACAAUAUUCCUCGCAGCUUGGGGGUCUCGAUCCUUUUUGUGUACAAUUAUUCUCCGAUGCUCAUAUACACUACCCGAGUUAAGUCAAUUGCGCAAUUGGGAGCCUGAAUGGGAACGGAUCAACACAUAUCGACAGCCACAGGUGCUAACCUAGUAGUAUUUUAGUACGUCAUCCAGAACAGGUCCCCGCUUACGACAAGAACGAGCUUCCAUCACGAUUGAACUGAAGAACUCCGGAAGCGAUAUAGCCGGUCCAAUUAUAUUCCCCAGCGAUGUUCACGAGGCUGCCGGUGAUGGAGCUUUGGAGCUUCGCGAUGUCUGAUCGGAGAAAAUGUGGA